UUAAAAAUUAAAAAGAGAACCUCCAAACCCUUGUGUUCUUCAUCCCUUCCUCUCACUCCAAGAAACCCUAGAAAUUCACAGAAAUUUGCAGAGAUUUGAAGAAAUUUGCAGAGAUAAUGAUGAACAUUAUUCAUCCAUGAGAAGAUCAACCAACAAUGAAAUGUUAUUACACUCAAUUCACCUCUCAAUUCCUCCAAUUUCUCUUCGUUUCAUCCAAUAACCCACACCAAACCCUAAUCGGCGCUAACCACACCUCCGCCCGUUUCUGCUCCCGUUAAUCUCACACAAAUCAAAUAAAUUCAUUCAAUUCAUUCAAUUCGUUCAAUCCACUAUGGAUCCGGUCACCGGAAAACGUGGCUUCCUCCGAAACGCCGUCGUUCGAUUCCUCUUACUCUCUCUCCUCCUCAUCGCCGUUCGGUUUGCUUACGUCAUCACACUCCGCGGCGAAUCAUGCGUUUCCGGUGACGAAUUCUGCUUCUUCAACAAUCCGAUCGGUAACGACAAACUCGUAACUGCCGCCGGCGUCGGUCAUGCCGGCGUUUCAUCGGUUACGCUCCAUCCGGCCGGUGAAACGACGCCGGAGUUUCACAAACGAGUGAUGUUUUACAUCACUGUGUUUCAGGAUCUGAUCGUUGACGGAUUUUUGUCAACGAAAUCUAAAGCGCUUUGCGUUGAAACGCCGAUUGGUGAUGAUGUGUACGCUCUGAAAGAGAUCGGAGUUGAUGACGCCGUUGGGAUCUAUAACAAGGCGGUUAAGCCGUUGGUGGUUAAAGGCCUAGGGUUUCGUCAGCCGUUUGGGGAUAAUACGUUUGAUUUUGUGUUUUCCGGUGACGGUGGAUUGGACAGAUCGGAAAAUGCUGGGGAGUUUGCUGCGGAAGUUUGCCGGACGGUUAAACCGGAAGGUUAUUUCGUUGUUCAUACAGCUUCUAAAGAUACUUAUAGCUUCAAUUCUUUUAUUGCUUUAUUCAAUUGUUGUAAAUUCAUACGGUCGAGACAUAUAGAUGGAUUUGGAUCUGAAAUUCAUGAAAUUGUGAUGAAGAAAGUAAAUGGAAUUAAUAUUAAGAAGAAAACAGAGCAGGUUUUAAGUGGAAAAUGCUCUGUUUCCGGUUAUAAACAAGAUUUGGUUAAGAGAGCUGAGCCUUUGAUUAUGAAGGAGCCGUUGAAACCAUGGAUUACGUUGAAGAAAAACAUUCAAAAUGUGAAGUAUUUGUCGUCCAUGGUGGAUAUUAAUUUUAAGCAGAGAUAUGUUUACGUAGAUGUGGGCGCUCGGAGCUACGGCUCAAGUAUAGUUAGCUGGUUUAGGAAACAGUAUCCGAAACAAAACAAGACGUUUGAUAUAUACGCGGUAGAAGCGGAUAGACAUUUUCAUGAUCAGUAUAAGUUCAAAAAAGGUGUUACUUUGUUACCGUAUGCUGCCUGGGUUAAAAACGAGACUUUGGUGUUUGAAAUUAAUCAAACUCCGGGUGAUGAAAAUGUGGAGCAAGGUAGAGGAAUGGGGCGGAUUCAGCCGGUUAAAUCAGGUGGUGGGAUUGUGGGUUCUGUUGAUGAGAUUCAAGGGUUUGAUUUUGCUGAGUGGUUGAAGAACACUGUAUCUGAAAAAGAUUAUGUGGUGAUGAAGAUGGAUGUUGAGGGGACUGAAUUCGAUUUGAUCCCGAGGUUGAUUGAAACCGGGGCUAUUUGUUUGGUUGAUGAGGUUUUUCUUGAAUGCCAUUAUAAUCGGUGGCAGAAAUGCUGCCCCGGUGUCAGGAGUCCGAAGUAUCAGAAAACUUAUGGGCAAUGUUUGGAUUUGUUCAAAUCGUUAAGACAACGAGGUGUUCUUGUUCAUCAAUGGUGGUAACUGGUAAAACACACUAUACUUUGUUUUUUCAUCAUUUGGAGUUUCCAUACUUGAAUUGUUGUAUUUUACAUCAGUUUCUUCUGCAUUCAUUUAAAUUUUACUUGAAAGAAAGUUCACCCAAUUCUGUAUCA
This is a messenger RNA of Helianthus annuus (common sunflower), 1968 nucleotides long. RefSeq lists its product as uncharacterized. The transcript has a single exon. Gene Ontology annotation, molecular function: S-adenosylmethionine-dependent methyltransferase activity. The record is from RefSeq and is a predicted model, not a curated record. Lineage: Eukaryota; Viridiplantae; Streptophyta; Magnoliopsida; Asterales; Asteraceae. The coding region runs from base 332 to 1837 and encodes 501 amino acids.